Micropterus dolomieu (smallmouth bass) is the source of this 419-nucleotide messenger RNA. RefSeq names its product sialoadhesin-like. Lineage: Eukaryota; Metazoa; Chordata; Actinopteri; Centrarchiformes; Centrarchidae. The record is from RefSeq and is a predicted model, not a curated record. Bases 9 to 419 code for a protein of 136 amino acids. The transcript is spliced from 3 exons. Gene Ontology annotation, biological process: cell surface receptor signaling pathway. Gene Ontology annotation, molecular function: transmembrane signaling receptor activity.
UGAGGAACAUGGGGGGGUUCAUCCCAACAUGUUCAAACAGCACGGUGACCUCAGCAUUGAUCUGCAUCAUUGACAAUGCAUUUGCGUCUGACAGUGGGAAAUACUGGUGUGAAGCUGGAGGAGGAGAGAGAAGCAACACAGUCAACAUCACUGUCACUGCUGGGCCUGUGAUCCUGGAGAGUCCCGUGCUUCCUGUGAUGGAGGGAGAAGCUGUGACCCUGAGUUGCAGACAAAAGAAAAUGUCCAGCCUUGAUGCUCAUUUCUAUAAAGAUGGCCUCCUCAUCGGGAACAGCUCUACAGGAAACAUGACCAUCCACAAUGUUUCCAAGUCUGAUGAAGGACUCUACAAGUGUAACAUCUCUGGAGCUGGAGAAUCGCCAGAGAGCCGGCUGGCUGUCAGAGGCAUUGCUGCCAAGUAA